This is a messenger RNA of Monomorium pharaonis (pharaoh ant), 2336 nucleotides long. Its product is annotated as cytochrome P450 9e2-like. The transcript has a single exon. Bases 226 to 1767 code for a protein of 513 amino acids. Lineage: Eukaryota; Metazoa; Arthropoda; Insecta; Hymenoptera; Formicidae. The record is from RefSeq and is a predicted model, not a curated record. Gene Ontology annotation, molecular function: iron ion binding; oxidoreductase activity, acting on paired donors, with incorporation or reduction of molecular oxygen; heme binding.
AAAAUUAAAUUAUUAAUUAAUUUCUGAUACAAGUCACAACAUUAGAAAAUCGUUUGCAAGCGUCUAAAUUGAAUAACAUUUAUCACGCAAUUAUUAAUACGACACGUCGCAAUAACAGCGUAUCUCCUCUCUUUUUUUUAUCUCCUUUGUGAUAAGAUAUGCGUACAACAUGGGUAUAUUUAAAACGUUUUACGCUGUGUCCGACGAAGCACUUUUCUAUUCACGAUGGAUUUGUCAUCGACCUUUGUGCUAUUAUUAGUUACUCUGAUAGUCAUUGGAGUUUUGAAAAUUAUCAGUGUGCUACAUCAUGCAUUUUUUUAUUGGAAAAAUAAGGGCCUACCUUAUAUGCCAGAUUCGUUUUCGUCUUUUUUAAUGAAUUGGAAAGUCGUUUUGGGUUACACCACUUUCUCCGAUUAUUGCCAAUAUAUGUACAGUUACUUUCCAAACGCUAAAUAUAUUGGAAUAGUGGAUUUUGUCACGCCUGGUGUGCUUUUGCGCGAUCCCAAGUUGAUCAAAGAAAUCAUGGUAAGGGAUUUUGAACAUUUUCCGGAUCAUCGCCCCGUCUUUGAUGAAAGUGUAGAUCCAUUGUUUAGCAAGAGCCUUUCCGCUUUGCGCGGAGAUCGUUGGAGAGAAAUGAGAAAUAUACUGAGCCCUUCUUUCACCGCCAGCAAAAUGAAAUUUAUAUUCGAAUUGAUAUCGAAAUGUUCUCGUGAUUUCGUUAAUUAUUUAGUCGAUCAUCCAGAACUUUGUCAAGCGAUCGAAACAAAAGGAGCCUUUCGACGAUAUGCUACUGAUGUAAUCGCUACGACAGCCUUUGGCAUAAAUGUGAAUUCUAUGAAAGAUCGAGAUAAUGAGUUUUACGUGAGAGGAGUGGAAGCUACGAAAUUUCCUACUGGAGUAUUAAUAAUGAUCAAGUUCAUAUUCAUAAAAUCGUGCCCACGGCUAGCUAAAUCACUUGGCAUGUCUUUUUUCCCACCGGCUACGUUAAAGUUUUUCAUGAAGAUCGUAGGGGAAACCGUUAAAGCGCGUGAGGAACAAGGUAUUGUCAGACCGGAUAUGAUCCACUUGUUACUACAGGCUCGUAACAAGGAAAAUGCCAGUACGCAUAAAAUGGCAUUGAUGGACAUCGUUUCGCAAGCUUUCAUCUUUUUCUUGGCCGGCUUCGAAACCUUUUCAACCUUGAUUAGCUUUGUUGCUCACGAACUGGCGGUUAAUCAAGAUAUUCAAGACCGUCUACGCGAGGAGAUACAGCAGUACCUUACCAAAGAAAACGGUGAGAUAUCUUACGAGUCGCUGUCGAAGAUGACUUACAUGGACAUGGUGGUUUCCGAGGCUCUCAGAAAAUAUCCACCAGUGAUCUUCCUCGAUAGAGUUUGCACUAAGAAAUACGAAUUGCCUCCAGCGCAACCAGGCUACAAAAAUGUGAUCAUUGAACCUGACAAUGUAUUGUUGUUUCCAGCUUAUGCUUUACAUCAUGAUUCAAAGUACUUUCCAAACCCAAGUAAAUUCGAUCCUGAACGAUUCAGCGAGCAGAACAAAGACAACAUCUUACCAUACUCUUAUCUGCCAUUCGGUGAAGGACCUAGAAAAUGUAUUGGCAAUCGAUUUGCUCUUAUGGAGACUAAAAUUCUAAUAGCUCGUCUUUUACAAAAGUUUACGUUGAAGACUACAGAAAAAACUGUUGAACCAAUUGUGUUCAGUAAAAAUGAGUUUUCGUUGCACCCUGUUAAUGGUUUCUGGAUUAGUUUGGAGAAAAGAGAAACCUGAAAUGUGUUGUAACAAAAUACAUUAGUCUACGAUGUAUUUAUGUUCGUUGCGUUAUUAUACCUUUAAAACAUUUAACACUUUAAAAAAUUUAUAAAGUAAACAAUAAGAUUUGUUUGCUAUAUGUUUAUAAUAAGUAACAGUUCAAGACAAAUGUUCUAAUCAGUCUAAUCAAUAAUCAAUUUUUUUACUAAUAAGCAAUGAAAAAUAUUAAGAUUGUAUAGAAUAAUAUUCUUUUUUAAUUAAAUUAAAUUAAAGUUAAAAGAAUCUUAAAGUCGUCUGUUUUACCAAAAUUUUUUAUUUUAACUAAUCUUUUUGGCUUUAUACUCUUUAUAGAAUUGCAAAAUUCUUUUACAGAAUUAUAGUACGUAACUAAAAUACAUACUAAAAUCUAAUGAAGUACGGUCGAUUUAACAUCAAAAACGAAAAAAAAUUCAUUUUUGGUACGUAGAGCUGUCACUUGAGGACAAUAUAGUAUACAAAAUCUACGAUAUCUAUGUACAAAAUGGAACCGUACAUACGUUUCUAGGGAUAACAUAUACGAACAAUAUCGUGCAGUUGAAACUAAGAUU